This is a messenger RNA of Manis pentadactyla (Chinese pangolin), 1684 nucleotides long. RefSeq names its product SWI/SNF related, matrix associated, actin dependent regulator of chromatin, subfamily e, member 1 (gene SMARCE1). The coding region runs from base 380 to 1615 and encodes 411 amino acids. Gene Ontology annotation, biological process: negative regulation of DNA-templated transcription. The transcript is spliced from 11 exons. Gene Ontology annotation, molecular function: nuclear receptor binding; nucleosomal DNA binding. The record is from RefSeq and is a predicted model, not a curated record. NCBI's taxonomy places the organism in Eukaryota, Metazoa, Chordata, Mammalia, Pholidota, Manidae. Gene Ontology annotation, cellular component: SWI/SNF complex.
GCCGCUCCUUCUCCUCUGGGCCACGGAACCCGGGCCUCUCCCGCGGCCGAGCCACCUCCGCCCUCAUCGCUGUGACGAAUCGGCGCCCGGCGGGCAAGUCCCAAAUCCGGGGAGUUCUGGGGCACGUACGGGACCUGAAAAAAUCCUUGACUGUGCGAAGCACCACCGCGUCCUCACCGGAAGGUUUAUUUUUCUAAAGACAGUUGGUGAGGCCUGGAAAGGAAUUAAGAAGAGUGUUGAAAGUGCGAGUGCGGAAGCUCCGGACUCGAGGGGCGGGGCGUGCGCGGGACAAAGGGAAGCGAGGCCGGAGCUGCGGGCGUUUUUUUGCCCGCGGUGUCUCAGAUUCAUUCUUAAGGAACUGAGAACUUAAUCUUCCAAAAUGUCAAAAAGACCAUCUUAUGCCCCACCUCCCACCCCAGCUCCUGCAACACAAAUGCCCAGCACACCAGGGUUUGUGGGAUACAAUCCAUACAGUCAUCUCGCCUACAACAACUACAGGCUGGGAGGGAACCCGGGCACCAACAGCCGGGUCACGGCAUCCUCUGGCAUUACGAUUCCAAAACCCCCAAAGCCACCAGAUAAGCCACUGAUGCCCUACAUGAGGUACAGCAGAAAGGUCUGGGACCAAGUGAAAGCUUCCAACCCUGACCUGAAGUUGUGGGAGAUUGGCAAGAUUAUUGGUGGCAUGUGGCGAGAUCUCACUGAUGAAGAAAAACAAGAAUAUUUAAACGAAUACGAAGCAGAAAAGAUAGAGUACAAUGAAUCUAUGAAGGCCUAUCAUAAUUCCCCUGCCUACCUUGCUUACAUAAAUGCAAAAAGUCGUGCAGAAGCUGCUUUAGAGGAAGAAAGUCGACAGAGACAGUCUCGCAUGGAGAAAGGAGAACCCUACAUGAGCAUUCAGCCUGCUGAAGAUCCAGAUGAUUAUGAUGAUGGCUUUUCAAUGAAGCAUACAGCCACUGCCCGUUUCCAGAGAAACCACCGCCUCAUCAGUGAGAUCCUCAGUGAGAGUGUGGUGCCAGACGUUCGGUCGGUUGUCACAACAGCGAGAAUGCAGGUCCUUAAACGACAGGUCCAGUCCUUAAUGGUGCAUCAGCGAAAACUAGAAGCUGAACUUCUUCAAAUAGAAGAACGACACCAGGAAAAGAAGAGGAAAUUCCUGGAAAGCACAGAUUCAUUUAACAAUGAACUUAAAAGGUUGUGCGGCUUGAAAGUAGAAGUGGAUAUGGAAAAAAUUGCAGCUGAAAUUGCACAGGCAGAGGAACAGGCUCGCAGAAGGCAGGAGGAAAGGGAGAAAGAGGCAGCAGAGCAAGCUGAACGCAGUCAGAGUGGUGUUGUUCCAGAGGAAGAGCAAGCAACUAGUAAGACUGAAGAAAAGAAGGAAGACGAGAACAUUCCAAUGGAGACAGAGGAGCCACACCUUGAAGAAACAACAGAAAGCCAACAGAACGGUGAAGAAGGCACGUCUACUCCUGAGGACAAGGAGAGUGGGCAGGAGGGAGUGGACAGUAUGGCAGAGGAAGGGACCAGUGAUAGUAACACUGGCUCAGAGAGCAACAGUGCAACAGUAGAGGAGCCACCAACAGAUCCCAUGCCAGAAGAUGAGAAAAAAGAAUAAAUGUUGCCUUGUUUUAUGUGUUCUAAAUACUUUUUUAAAUGAAAAAAUGGUUUUUGAGUUUUAAUGGUG